ACGCACACAUACAUGAACGAGCUCUAUUCGUAAUCAAUCUUAUAUUCCUUUUCCUUGUAAAAAUAACAAUAAACGUCUUAUCUUUCAGGCUCCGGUCGUCAACUCUUCCCGCCGGCGGCGAAUCUUUAAGAUGAUCCACGAUUCUCCUCCGCCGCCUCAAGAGGAACUCAAUACGGAGUCAAAAUCUGAAGGCGAAGAAGAAGAUCAACGCCUCCUACUAAUCUCCAAAUCACCCCUCCCCUUAUCUACCGACACCAAUCCUAACAACAAUUGCACCUCGGAUGACGAAGAUUUUGCGUACGAGUCUCAAGAAAAGAUCAUAAUAGACGGCUUGGAUUCAUAUUCUGAUUCAGCUGAUUGCAACUCUACGCCACCGUUCUCGUGGAAGAAGCUAUGGUUAUUUACGGGGCCAGGGUUUCUAAUGAGCAUCGCGUUUCUAGAUCCGGGAAACCUAGAGGGGGAUCUUCAGGCUGGCGCCAUUGCUGGUUACUCUCUUUUGUGGUUGUUGAUGUGGGCAACGGGUAUGGGUCUCCUGAUCCAGCUGUUGUCCGCUCGGAUUGGGGUGGCUACCGGGAAGCACCUUGCGGAGCUUUGUAGAGAGGAAUAUCCUAAGUGGGCUGGAUUGCUGUUGUGGUUCAUGGCCGAGGUAGCGUUAAUUGGAGCUGACAUUCAAGAAGUGAUUGGCAGUGCCAUUGCUAUACAGAUUCUUAGCAAUGGGGUUCUUCCGAUUUGGGUUGGAGUUAUCAUCACUGCUUCUGAUUGUUUCAUGUUUUUACUUCUUGAGAACUAUGGAGUGAGGAAUUUGGAAGCUGUUUUUGCAGUUCUCAUCUCAACUAUGGGACUAUCAUUUGCAUGGAUGUUUGCUGAUGCACAACCUAGUGGAAAAGAACUUCUAAUAGGUCUUUUGGUUCCAAAACUCAGCUCAAGAACAAUUAGACAAGCAGUUGGAGUAGUAGGGUGUGUCAUAAUGCCUCACAAUGUAUUCCUCCAUUCUGCUUUAGUCCAAUCAAGAAAAAUCGACCCAAAGAAGAAAGGAAGAGUACAAGAAGCAAUCAAUUACUACACAAUCGAGUCAUCUGCUGCACUUUUGGUUUCUUUCAUGAUCAAUCUAUUUGUGACUACUGUAUUUGCUAAAGGGUUUUAUGGAACUAAACAAGCUGAUAGUAUAGGGCUUGUGAAUGCUGGACAAUAUCUUGAAAAGAAAUAUGGAGGAGGGUUUAUGCCAGUUUUGUAUAUUUGGGGAAUUGGGUUAUUAGCAGCUGGACAAAGUAGUACAAUCACAGGUACUUAUGCUGGUCAAUUUAUCAUGGGUGGAUUUCUUAACCUUCGUUUGAAGAAAUGGUUGAGGGCUUUGAUAACUAGAAGUUGUGCAAUUGUUCCAACUAUGAUUGUAGCUCUUGUUUUCAACAAAUCAGAAGCUUCACUUGAUGUGCUGAAUGAAUGGCUUAAUGUUCUUCAGUCUAUUCAGAUCCCUUUUGCUCUUAUUCCACUUUUGACCUUGGUGUCUAAAGAGGAAAUCAUGGGUGUCUUCAAAAUUGGACCUACUUUAGAGAGAAUUGCAUGGAGUGUAGCUGCUUUAGUGAUGGUGAUCAAUGGGUACCUUUUGCUUGACUUUUUUGUGGCUGAGGUCAACGGGUUCUUGUUUGGAUUUUUGGCCAUGACAUGUACGGGGGCGUAUUUGGUAUUUAUAUUAUAUCUCAUAAAUCAUGGAGAUUGUCUACCUUCUAUAUUGUUUAGCCACUUACUCAAUAAAGGGUAUGCCUAUAUUGGAAAAUAAACACCAUGGCUUAAUCUUCUUGUGUGCCAUAUAACCCCAUUGACUAUUGACCUUUUUCCAAAUCGAAGAUUGGUGUUUUUAGAAAUGUUAAUCCAUUUUUCUAUAACAAUCUUCAUUCGCAUCAAUGGGCUGUUAACAACAUGAUGGGUAUUGAUUGAAGUUUACACAACAAGAAAUGAGAAGAUAGUAUUGACUGUUUAUAGAAUAACCAUUGACCAAGUAAGUGUCUUGAAAAGCUUUGUUAUAUUUGUAUUUGAUUUGUGUAGAAUGGGGAAAACUUGUGGAAGCAGUGGGUUUUUUUGGUAGUGUAAGUAAAAUUUUAGCGAACACAAAGUAGAUAUGAACAUUUUGGUAGGUUUGAGUAUUUUGUUGUGUUGAAUAUGUUUCAAAGCACCUUAAAUUUGCAUGGGUUGUGUCAAGAUUUGAUUUGUUGAUUAUAUACAUGAUUUAAGUUGAUCUA
Lactuca sativa (garden lettuce) is the source of this 2237-nucleotide messenger RNA. Its product is annotated as metal transporter Nramp3.2. Gene Ontology annotation, biological process: iron ion transmembrane transport; manganese ion transport. The record is from RefSeq and is a predicted model, not a curated record. Gene Ontology annotation, molecular function: cadmium ion transmembrane transporter activity; manganese ion transmembrane transporter activity. Gene Ontology annotation, cellular component: membrane; trans-Golgi network. NCBI's taxonomy places the organism in Eukaryota, Viridiplantae, Streptophyta, Magnoliopsida, Asterales, Asteraceae.